AUGGUUAGGGGUUCCUCAGCCGACCCCACCAAAGUGUGUAUGGCCCAGCUGGAGGCUGCAGAGCAGUACCUAGCUGGGAUCUACAAGCUAGCUUGUAGUUUGCAGGGAAAAUCGGACCCAGCUAGCGUUUCAAUGUUCAGAGUCCGUUUUGAGGACUUAAAAGAGAUGCGUGACCUAUAUCGGGACGCCUACACGAGCCUGAAGGGUCUGUCGGUUGAGGAGUCCGCGCUGGAACAGGCUGACCAUAAUUAUAUAAAAUUCUGUGAGAUGGUCUAUUCCGUGAAAGUGAUAGCAGAGGGAUUUUUAUCGACUAGCAGCGGUACUCGGGUGGAGCCGAGAUCAACUCAAUUUCAACUACCCAAAAUAAAUCUACCGAGUUUCUCGGGUGUCUACACCGAGUGGCCCAACUUCAUAGGGUUGUUCGAUAGCCUCAUCCACAACAAUGAGGGUCUGUCCAGUGUACAGAAAAUGCAUUACUUGGUCGGCGCAUUGGAUAGGGAACCUCUCGCCUUAGUUAAGCACCUGCAGUUGUCCGACGGAAACUAUAGUAUUGCUUAUCAGCUUCUCAAGGAGCGCUAUGAAAAUAUAAGAGGCUUAUAG
Molecule: messenger RNA, 600 nt
Organism: Plutella xylostella (diamondback moth)
Lineage: Eukaryota; Metazoa; Arthropoda; Insecta; Lepidoptera; Plutellidae
Source: RefSeq, a predicted model, not a curated record